This is a messenger RNA of Phialemonium atrogriseum, 1209 nucleotides long. RefSeq names its product cytochrome P450. Gene Ontology annotation, molecular function: heme binding; monooxygenase activity; iron ion binding. The transcript has 3 exons. Bases 191 to 1120 code for a protein of 309 amino acids. The record is from RefSeq and is a predicted model, not a curated record. NCBI's taxonomy places the organism in Eukaryota, Fungi, Ascomycota, Sordariomycetes, Cephalothecales, Cephalothecaceae.
CUCGCUCGGCCAUCGACGUCAAUGGAAUGGACGGAAAGGGUCAGGAGGGAAGCGUGUAUCCUAUUUCUCAAGUUCAUGAUGGAGUUUCCUGAUUCUUCCCAGUUGUUAAUAAGAGAGAAGGGAAUUGGAGCAAAUCGAAGCCCUCUACAUCCUCCUCGACUCUGAUAUCUGGUCCCCCAGUUAGGUAACCAUGGAAUUCCAUAUGAGCCAUCUGUGGUUCUGGCUCGGCGCCAUAGCCGUGUCCGGCUUCAUUUAUACGACAUGUCUCGUCAUCUACCGGCUCUUCUUCCACCCGCUGGCCAAGUACCCGGGCCCCUUCCUUGCCAAGCUGACGGACGGCUACAUGCUGUACCACGCGUGGAAGGGUGACCGGCACCUCGAGUUCUGGCGCAUGCACGAGCGGUACGGGCGCUGCGUGCGGUUCGGCCCCAACGCGCUCUCGGUCAACAGCUCCGGCGCCCUGCGCGAGGUCUACGGCUUCCGCGCAAACGUGCGAAAGGCCGAGUUCUACGACGCCUUCGUCCACCCGGCGCCAAACACCCACAAUUCGCGCGACAGGGACGUCCACGCCCGCAAGCGCCGCGUGCUCUCGCAGGCCUUCUCCGACGGCGCCGUUAAGGAGGUCGAGAAGUACAUCCUUGCCAACAUUAGGACAUUCUGUGACCUCGUCGGAGGAGCCGGGUCUACCGGAGCAGUCGCGGCCGGGUCUGAGGUUGAGCGGAAGGGUUGGUCCACGCCUAGAAACAUGUCUGACUGGUGCAACUGGCUGGCCAUGGACAUCCUGGGCGAUCUGUGCUUCGGGAAGGCGUUCCACAUGCUCGAGCGCCCAGACAACAGGUAUGCCAUCGAUCUCGUAGGCGUGGCCGCGCGAAGGCAUUUGAUCUGCGGCACUAUGACCAUCGUCAACAAGCUCAGCCUGGACAAGAUCCUGUUCCGCAAGAUCGCGGCCGGCAGGGCUCGGUACAUGAACUACAGCCGGGCGCAGCUGGUCGAGCGGACCAAGCUGGGCGACGAGACCGACCGUCGCGACUUCUUCUACCACCUGCUCAAGGCCCGCGAUCCUGAGACCGGACAGGGGUUCAGCACCCCGGAGCUGUGGGGAGAAUCCAAUUUGCUGUGAGUACCUUCCGUCCGACUUUCCGCUUACGGUAGGGCAACCUCGGCAGGCAGCCGGCUGACAACACGCAGCAUCAUCGCCGGUUCCGACAC